This is a messenger RNA of Candidula unifasciata, 714 nucleotides long. NCBI's taxonomy places the organism in Eukaryota, Metazoa, Mollusca, Gastropoda, Stylommatophora, Geomitridae. The record is from the annotation of a GenBank genome assembly.
AUGAGGAUCACAGUUUUGUGUCUGCUUUUGGUGCUGGCCUUGAUAGUUCUUGAAGUCGACGGGAAAGCGAAAGCCAAAAAGAAGAAAAGUAAAAAAAAAGCUCCAAUGGGCAUGGGCGGCUUCUUCAUGCCUGACAUAGCAGGGCCGAUACAGGCAAUGAAAGCGGAAGAAAGGCGGGAGGAACAAAAAGAAAAACAGCGGCUGAAGCAACUUAAGAAGGAAAAGAAAAUGCGUAAAUUAAAGAAAAAGAAAGAAGCAAAAUUAAAGAAAGAGCAAGAAAAGCAAGAAAGGAAGAGAAGGGCUGCAGAAGAAAAAGCAAAGAAGAAUGCUGCACAAGAAGUGGAGCCUCCUAACAGUGUGAAACAGAAUGUUGCACAAACACCCAAUGUUAAACAGAACAAUGCAAACACAAAACAUUUUAAUCUGAAUAACGUGAAACAGAAUAUUCCUCAACCACCCGAUGUUAAACAGACCAAUUCACAAUUACCUAAAGUAAAACAGACUUAUUCACCAACACCCAAUGUAAAUCAGGCUAACUCACAACCACCCAAUAUAAAACGGAGCAAUGAAGAAACAAAUAAUGAAACAUCAAACAAUGUGACACUGUAUGCAGCAGAUAACAUGCCCUGCAACCACGUGUGCCCAGCCUGUAGCGGCAAAGAAAUUCAAAACUGUGAAGAUUACAGCAAAGUCACCUGUCGAUGGCCAUACUAA